AUGCCGACUCCAGAGGCUGGGCUUCCCAGCGGGUCCUAUCAGCUCUUGCCGGGGUUCACCAUCGCUGCCGAGAAGGCUGAGGAGUACCUUUCCAUCUACCGGACGCGUAUGGUUCCCAACUUCCCAUUUGUGCCCAUCGAGCCCGAAGUUACAGCAAGGGACCUCCACAACCAGAAGCGAUUUCUGUUCUGGUGUAUUAUGCAAGCCAUUGUGCCCCAGACAGCCACGGUACAAAAAGCAGUUGACGACUGGGUCCGCAAGCAUGCAGCUAUGCACAUCGUAGUUCAUAAGGAGAAGAAGAUUGAGCUGCUCCAAGGUUUGAUUGUCUAUGUCGCCUGGGGCGAUGUCCACCUACAGAUGGGUAUCAACGCAAACACUCUCCUCCAACUAGCCAUCGGCCUAGUUAUGGACAUGACAAUGUACACUCUAGCAGGCCCCGUGAGCUGGAUGCCGAAAACCUUGUUGAAUGAUGCGUGGGCCGUCUUGGGCCGGGGCGGAAAACAAUUCGAAGCGCCAAAGCCAACUCUCGAGGAGCAAAGAGCGAUUCUAGGCGGUUACUUUAUUGCGUCGAGUGUUCCUGCCGCCAUAAGGAGGCACUCGCAGAUACAGUACACACCCCAGAUCGCACGAUGUUCCAAGGCCAUUCGCGAGGCGGACGCCAUACCAACAGACCAGAAUUUACUUGCCCUCGUUCGCAUGCAACAUCUAGGGGACCGCAUACGUACUGUCUUUCCGAGCCCGGACAGAGAGGAGGGGGAGCCUCUACCCAUCUUCCGGGAACACUUCAGUGCGGUACUAGCGUCACUUCGCAAAGAGAUCUGCGCUCUCGAGUCAGAAGAACCCGCUGUCAAGAAGGAGAACCCAAUGGUUUGGGCACACUACGGCGCACUGAUGGUCAGACUAUACGAACCAUGCAUCGGCAUGCGAGGAGCCAGCCCUUCGGAGGCUAUGUCCGCCAUGGAGCCGUUCAGUAGGACCGAGUCACUGUGGUUCUGCCUCCAGGCGAUCCAAAUCGCCAUGGAUGCGCUGCUCGCCAUCCCAGCUGAAGCAUUUGCGUAUCUACCCUUCAACACUGUUGCAGAUAUAGCACAUACAAUGAUGUCUUCGCACCGACUGCUUCUGGAAGACUCGGCAAGUGACUGGGACGUGAUACUGGCGCGCCGGAAGCUGGACCUUCCCGAUAUAGCGCGGCGGUUGGCGGAUCGGUUCGAGGAAGCGGACAACGUUGCGCUGAUCGUCGGGCAAAAGAGACGGAUCUUUGAGGACGAGAGCUCGCGCUGGGCGAAUUAUGCGUACCGGGCGAGGUGGAUCCGUCAAUGGUACCUGAACAAGGUUGUUGGGCAGCCGCCUCAGGAGCAGAUGGCGACGGAGCAGCAGCAGCCGCAGGAGCAGCAUCAGUUACAGCAGCAGCAAGCGCAGAUGGUCCCUCACGUGGGGAUGGUGACGGACCCCAACAUGUCUUGGCUCGGGGGCGUGGCGAUGGACCAGUCGUUUUGGGAGAUUAUGAUGCUGGAUGGGCCUGGACAGAUACCCAUUGACGCGUCCAUGCUUUUGCCGGACCAGUCCAUGUUGCCCGCCAUGCAGACUUCUUAG
This is a messenger RNA of Colletotrichum fioriniae, 1593 nucleotides long. RefSeq lists its product as uncharacterized. Gene Ontology annotation, cellular component: nucleus. Gene Ontology annotation, biological process: regulation of DNA-templated transcription. The record is from RefSeq and is a predicted model, not a curated record. NCBI's taxonomy places the organism in Eukaryota, Fungi, Ascomycota, Sordariomycetes, Glomerellales, Glomerellaceae. Gene Ontology annotation, molecular function: transcription cis-regulatory region binding; DNA-binding transcription factor activity, RNA polymerase II-specific.